Molecule: messenger RNA, 1870 nt
Organism: Priapulus caudatus
Lineage: Eukaryota; Metazoa; Priapulida; Priapulimorpha; Priapulimorphida; Priapulidae
Product: transmembrane 9 superfamily member 1-like
Exons: 15
Coding region: 7-1626 (539 amino acids)
Biological process (GO): protein localization to membrane
Cellular component (GO): membrane
Source: RefSeq, a predicted model, not a curated record
AACAAGAUGGCCGCCUCGUAUGUUAUUGCCUUGUUGGCAUUGCUAUCAUCUAGUGUAUUAGCCACAAAAUAUAACGACAAUGAAAAGAUUGUAAUGUAUGUCAACAAAGUAGGGCCAUAUUUCAACCCUCAUGAGACAUACCACUAUUAUUCACUGCCUGUCUGCAGACCUGAAAAGAUAGAGCACAAGAGUCUAUCUCUGGGAGAGGUGUUGGAUGGAGAUCGUAUGGCGGUGUCCUUAUACGAAAUUCUAUUUAAAAAAGACGAAGAGAGAAAGACACUGUGCAAAGUAGUGCUAAAGGAAGCUGAUGUACAGCAGCUGAGAUCAGCCAUAGAGGAUCUCUACUACUUUGAAUUUGCUAUAGAUCAGCUUCCUCUGCGUGGCUUCAUAGGGAGAUUGGAGGAGGGAAGCUUCCUUCCUCAUCACCAUGAGGUGUACUUGUGGGUGCACUUGCAUUUUAAUAUCGAAUACAAUGGAGAUCAGAUCAUAGCGGUUAAUGUUUCAACGAAAGAGCACCAGCCUGUGAAAAUGGAUGAGGAUAUUCAUGGCUCAAUAAAUGUCACAUUUACAUACAGUGUUAAAUGGUUUAAAACAGAUUUACCGUAUGAGCAGAGAGCCAAGCGACUGAGCGAUAAUAGAUUUUUCCCUAAAACACUCGAGAUUCACUGGCUGUCGAUCAUUAACUCGAUGGUUCUCGUCUUUUUGCUAAUCGGUUUCGUCGUAAUUAUAUUGACGAGAGUGCUGAAGAAUGACUUUGCUCGCUACAACAUGGACGAUGAAGAGUUGGAUGACUUGGAUCAGGACGAUAACGGCUGGAAGACGAUUCACACCGAUGUGUUCCGCUUCCCUCGCUACAAGUCACUCUUCUGCUCUAUCCUAGGUGUAGGAGCUCAGUUCUUGGCAUUAGCAACUGGCAUCUUACUGAUGGCUCUUUGUGGCCUUUUCAAUGUUCACAAACAUGGAUCAAUGAACACCGCCUCCGUGAUACUCUACGCUUUCACUUCUUGGAUAGCAGGAUAUGUGUCAUCUAGAAUGUAUAAGAGAAUGAAUGGUGAAAACUGGGUGUGGAACGUCAACCUGACAACAUGCCUCUUUGGUGCGCCGUUCUUUGUGAUAUGGAGUGUUGAGAACACUGUAGCCUGGGCAUACCACUCCACACAAGCCCUGCCAGCAACAACGAUUAUUCUGCUCGGAGCCAUGUGGAUCUUUGGCGGGUAUCCUCUAACUGUACUCGGAGGCAUUUUCGGGAAGAAUUUCGCCGGUGGUUUUGAUGCGCCGUGCAGAACGAAGAAUAUUCCACGUGAACUACCCGAGGUUCCUUGGUACAGGUCUGCGUUUGCACACAUGUUGAUUGGCGGCUUCUUGCCGUUCAGUGCCAUCUCGGUGGAGCUGUACUACAUCUUCGCGACGGUGUGGGGUCGCGAGCAGUACACGUUGUACGGAGUCCUGUUCGUCGUCUUCGGCAUCCUCAUCAGCGUCACGAUGUGCGUCUCGAUCGCGCUCACCUACUUCCAGCUGUCGACGGAGGACUACCGCUGGUGGUGGAGGUCCAUCUUUAGUGCCGGGUCGACGGGUGCUUCGUCUUAUUCUACGCGCUCUUCUACUACUUCCAACGCUCGAACAUGACAGGCGUGCUGCAGACGACAGAGUUCUUCGGCUACACACUGCUCGCCUGCUACAUCUUCUUCCUCAUGCUCGGCACCGUGUCGUUCUUCGCCUCGCUGAACUUCAUCCGCUACAUCUAUGUCAACAUCAAGAUGGACUGAGAACGUCGCGGUGUUCCGAGAACGUCGGGUGGACUGAGAACAUGAGAUGGAGUAAGAACGUCGAGUUGUUCUGAGAACAUCGGGGGCCCAUCGACGGGGGUGGA